UUAAGGUUUAAUUAUUGAAUGUUGGCGAACGUGGAUUUUUGAAUUGCAAUCGAGAUUAACCUUAAAUUUGUUUAUUUCUUAUUUUCUUUGGGUUAUCAACAAAUAAAAUAAACAAAAACAACGAUAGUUGUCGUCAAGUGCAAUCAAAAUUAUGAGCGGUGCAAUGUGGAGAAGCGAAAGGGCUGUGGUUCGAUUCCUUCAGAGGAGGAUAAUAUCUGUACGCAACUACAGCAAUGCAGGCGAUAAUCACUUCGAUAUAAUCAUAGCAGGCGGUGGAAUGGUCGGAACAUCUUUGGCCACCGCUCUGGGUAAAAAUAGUAGGCUGUCAAGUAAGAGGAUCCUUCUGUUGGAGGGUGCAAAGGAGUUCAGCUGGACACUGCAGGAGGGCAAAUACAGCAAUCGUGUUGUCGCCCUGAACCCAAACACUCGCAAUUUCUUCAGCAGUCUCGGUGUAUGGAAUGCUAUAGAAGAUGGCAGAUAUGGCACGGUCAGGAAGAUGCAGGUUUGGGAUGGUCUGUCCAAUGCCAUGAUCACCUUCAGCCAUGAUAAUCUGAUUGAUCCAGUCGCAUACAUUGUGGAGAAUGAUUUGAUCUUGGAUGCGGUGAACAGGGAAGCAAAGACGCUCAACAAUGUGAAGAUACUGAACGAGGCCAAGAUCAAAGGGUACAAACUGAAGGGACACGAGAGCAACGUUAAUUCUGUUGUGAUGGACAACGGAAAUAAUUACACCUGCAAUUUAUUGCUGGGAUGCGACGGGGCCAACUCUCAGGUCAGGAAGGCGAUGGACGUGCAAAAUAUGUCGUGGAAUUACGAUCAGAUGGGUGUCGUCGCCACGCUUCAUCUCUCCGAGGCCAAUGACAACAUCGUCGCCUGGCAGAGGUUCCUGCCCAAAGGUCCGAUAGCUUUGCUUCCCCUCGCCGAUAAUCUAAGCUCCCUCGUCUGGUCGACGUCUCCAGAUGAGGCCAAGCAUCUUCUGGGAUUGCCGAACGAUCAGUUCGUGGAUGCCGUCAACGGUGCUCUCUGGAAGGUCCAUACAACGGCCGGCUUCGUGGAUGAAGUCACCAAGGCCUUCGAUGGUUUCAUGCAGUCGCUGAUCGGUCGUUCGAACGCCGUCCGUCAGCUACCACCUCACGUCGCCUCCUUGGAGGAUGGCAGCAGGGCCGCAUUUCCUCUUGGUUUUGGACACGCCAUCAAUUACGUGAAAGAUGGGGUUGCACUCGUGGGAGAUGCCGCCCAUCGUGUCCAUCCGCUUGCCGGUCAAGGGGUCAAUCUGGGAUUCGGCGAUGCGGCAUGCCUGAGCCGCCUCCUCGGCGAAUCCGUCUACAACGGGAAGACACUAGGUGAUCUCGAUGACCUGAAGCAUUACGAAUGCGAGCGACAGAGACACAACGUACCGACAAUGCUAGCGGUCGACGGUCUGCAGAAAUUGUACAACACCGAAUUCACACCAGUCGUCCUUCUGAGAAGCGUCGGCCUGCAGUUCACAAACGCCCUCGAUCCCCUAAAAAAACUCAUCAUGCAGCAAAGCGCAGCCUAAGUGCAAGGAGAUUUUUUUUUGGAAAAGUAUAUAGUUAUUGUUGUUGAUUUUGUUACUUGUACAUAAAUAUUUUGACGAAUAGAUUUGUCGAAGCUACUA
Nicrophorus vespilloides is the source of this 1636-nucleotide messenger RNA. It is a transcript of the gene Coq6, whose product is annotated as ubiquinone biosynthesis monooxygenase COQ6, mitochondrial. Gene Ontology annotation, biological process: ubiquinone biosynthetic process. The transcript is spliced from 9 exons. Gene Ontology annotation, molecular function: oxidoreductase activity, acting on paired donors, with incorporation or reduction of molecular oxygen, NAD(P)H as one donor, and incorporation of one atom of oxygen; 2-octaprenyl-6-methoxyphenol hydroxylase activity; FAD binding. The record is from RefSeq and is a predicted model, not a curated record. NCBI's taxonomy places the organism in Eukaryota, Metazoa, Arthropoda, Insecta, Coleoptera, Silphidae. Gene Ontology annotation, cellular component: mitochondrion. The coding region runs from base 152 to 1537 and encodes 461 amino acids.